AUGAUAGUAGAGGCACACGAAGAACUCAUCGCAGAGAGGCGAGAGCAGGGCAAGAAGAUUGUCAAAAGGUACCCAUACGAUGCGGCCAGCUCUCCAGCAUAUGAAAUUACCUAUGCUCAUCAGUGCAUCGCAGUGACACUGGCAGCUUCGCUGAACGUAAGCCUGGAUAUUUUAGUGACCACGCUCAUGUGCCAAUGCCGUUGCCGGCUAAGACUCUUGGCAUUGUCGCUGAAAACGCUUUGCGACGAGAUCCCAGGUCAUACUGCUACGGGUCUCCGGAAUAUCGGCGUAGAACUGUUUCUGAUAGACCGUCUCCGGAGCUGCAUCAAGCAGCAUCAGGCGGCCUUGAAUCAGGCAAGAUUGCUACAAGCGUACUUCUCUGCGCCAAUCUUCGGCCAGUUCUCAGUAUCGAUGAUCAUCAUAUGCGUCACGGCGUACCAACUCGCCUUCAGUGAGAAGAUCAAGGUGGCUGCCUAUGAGUGGCCUUGGUACUCCUGCGGCUGCAGGGUCCGUCGCGUGCUCCUAAUAAUCGUUGAGAGGUCCCAUCGAGUCGUGAGACUACGCGCCGGCGGACUCACUGAACUCACACUCGCCUCCUUCAUGGCUGUUAGUAACUACAGU
Molecule: messenger RNA, 621 nt
Organism: Iphiclides podalirius (scarce swallowtail)
Lineage: Eukaryota; Metazoa; Arthropoda; Insecta; Lepidoptera; Papilionidae
Source: the annotation of a GenBank genome assembly